Messenger RNA from Pocillopora verrucosa, 1942 nucleotides. RefSeq names its product 2-acylglycerol O-acyltransferase 2. The record is from RefSeq and is a predicted model, not a curated record. Gene Ontology annotation, molecular function: diacylglycerol O-acyltransferase activity. Gene Ontology annotation, cellular component: endoplasmic reticulum membrane. Lineage: Eukaryota; Metazoa; Cnidaria; Anthozoa; Scleractinia; Pocilloporidae. Gene Ontology annotation, biological process: triglyceride biosynthetic process.
GUUGUUGCAGUAACGUGAGAGGAGAGUAUGUAUUAAGAUAACUAGGCUUUAUCAUAAUGGUCGAGUGGGCCCCGUUGAGGAUUCCGAUAAAAAGACGAAUCCAGACUCUGGUGGUGAUGAUUCAAGUGUACAUGUUUCUAUUUGGUCAUAUAUUUGGGACCGUUUUACUUGUGGUUCUUCUAUUUAUUCCUUAUACCACUUUUGUUGCUGUUGUUUACGUUGGUUGGGCAUUCAUCUUAAAUGUUCGGACCCCAAGUCGCGGAGGACGCACAAUAAAAGUUGCUCGAAGGUGGAAAAUGUGGAAAUAUUUCUGCGAAUACUUCCCCAUCAGGUUGGUUAAAACUGCGGAUCUAGACCCCGAAAGAAACUACAUAUUUGGUUAUCACCCUCACGGAAUUAUUGGUCUCGGUGCACUUGGUAAUUUCUGCGGAGAAGCAACAGGCUUCUCAGUAAAUUUUCCAGGGAUCCAUCCACAUCUAUUGACGCUCUCGGUGAAUUUUAGGUUCCCUUUUAGCAGAGACUAUUGCAUGGCUUUUGGUGUUUGUUCAGUUGAUAAAGACAGUAUAGAGUACAUUCUGCAAAAGAUGGGCCCAGGUCAUUCAGUCGCCAUUGUAGUAGGAGGUGCAGCGGAAUCAUUAGAGGCAAGGCCCGGAAACUUUACGCUAACGCUGAAACACAGGAAAGGUUUCGUGAAGCUGGCCUUACGUUCAGGAGCAUCUCUAGUGCCUGUAUUUUCCUUUGGUGAAAACAACCUCUAUGAUCAAGUGAGUAACCCCCCUGGAUCUGCUUUGCGUCAGUGGCAAACUAAGAUGAAAGAUCUGAUGGGUUUUGCACCUCCACUUUUUCAUGGUCGAGGGGUAUUUCAGUACACUUUUGGAUUACUUCCUCACAGACAACCCAUUCACACUGUCUUUGGUGCACCAAUCAAAGUAAAAAAAACUCAAACUCCUUCACCAGAAGAGAUAGAUAAAAUUCACCAACAGUACAUAACAGCAUUAGAGGAGCUCUUUGAAAAACACAAGAAAAACUAUGGCAUCUGUGAAAACAAACAUUUGCAAAUUUGCUGAGUCAAGUUUUUCAUCAUUAUACUCAAUGACUAUGUUUUAAAAGUUAGUAAAUUUUGAGGUCUACAGUUUUAUAAGUGUAAAGAUCAAUGAAGUACAUUAGUCAUUCUAUAUUCCUAUUCACAUAAAAUCUUUUACAUAUAUAGUAAAUCUUUUCAUGAGCAAACUGGGUCAGUCAAGAUGGUUGGAUGUCAGUGUCAUUCCCUUUUUUUCCUUUUUAAGGACCUCUUCAUCUGGGUUUAAAAAAAACAACUAAUAUACAGUCAUCUUGACUUUACGUGUGGUCAAUAACGCAUGUAUAUUGUUCAAUUUGUUUCACUAUUAUGUGUGAACAGUAAGUUUGCUAAGGUGUUUUGGAAGUAUUGCCUUGUGAAGCAGGCUAUUUUAACUUCUAGACAUUGUGAGUUUAAUGUGAAAUGAUUUAUCAAGUAGACAUAGGACAUAGGAGCCCCACUUACAGGGCAAUAAAAUACCUCCUCAACAAAGUCAUUGUCGUGAAGUAAGUCAAACUUAUUUGUAUUAGUUAAAGGACUUUCUUUAGUCUUCAUUAGAUGUGUAGUUGCUGUGUUGCUGAACAUGCAUUGAGAUUACCCAGAAAUAAUGAAUGUGGCUAAGUGAGCAAAAUAUGUUAUAUAAAUUUACAACACUCUUACCUGCAUCUCACUACAUUUACUGAAAAGUAUGUUAACUAUAUUUUCUUACUUGAAAAACAGGAAGCAAUCUGUGAGGUUAAAGAUUUAACAGUUUAAUUUAUUGCUAAUAGUUUAUUGUGAAAUAGGAGACAAUGCCAAGUUCUGAAAAUGUUGUAAUAAGUUGUAAGAAAUCUGUAAUACUUUCACUACAUUUACAAUUAUUUAUUGUGGAAAUAGAAGGGCCUU